Cyclocybe aegerita is the source of this 678-nucleotide messenger RNA. The record is from the annotation of a GenBank genome assembly. Lineage: Eukaryota; Fungi; Basidiomycota; Agaricomycetes; Agaricales; Hemipholiotaceae.
AUGCGCUCCUCUGUUCUAUCUGCCCUCGCCGUUGUCGCUGCUGCCCUUGGCGCGAACGCAACCAACAUCCCUUCGACAGUUACUCUAAGCACGACCUACCGCGAUGGCCCCACGGACACCCCCUCGUCAGUUGCUAUAAGUACGACCUACCGCUCGGGCCCCGUAAAUGGCAUCAGCACUACCUAUCGGUCUCAAUUACCCCCACUUGGCACCUCUUUCCCGUCCAGCUGCGUCGUCUUCGUCACGUCGAGUGUAGGUGCCAUUCCGGUCUCCUCAACCGCCUUCACCGUGCAACCGUCCGUCACCAGCCGGGCUCAACAAGAAAAUUGGAAGUCAACCGCCGUGACCAUCUCAUCCUCCCGAGCCGCCACCUACGUCGCCGACGGCACCACCACGAUUUACGCGACCGUCUACACCAGCUCGCUCGGUCCAGUGACGGUCUACCCGACUGCGUACCCUAGCGUCACUGCACUCCCGAUCUGUGGUGGCGGGUCAACGACGACUGCAAACGGGAAUGACGGCACGUCCUCGACUCUAGCUCCUACGGCCAGUGGAGCCACCCUCGCUCAGAACCUCGACUCGGACAACCAGACAGGCGCUGCGCCCUCGGUGAAGGCUGCCUUUGCGAGCGUCGCGCUCAGCAUCAUUGCGGGUUUGGGGUUGGUCGUUGCGCUGUGA